AUGGUGAAUCUCCCUAAUCUGUUUUCCCUUGAUAUGCAUAGAUGUAAGCCAAAAGGAUUAUGGGUUAAACCGCCAUUGGGUUGUAUUAAGCUAAAUAUUGAUGGGAGCUCACUUGGGAACUCAGGCCCAGCUGGGAUUGGAGGGGUGUUUCGAGAUUCUUGUGGUAAUACCCUUCUGUCUUUUGCGGGCGCUAUUGGUGUGGCUACAACUAAUUCAGCAGAACUGCAGGCUUUGUUUAAAGGAUACAGAGUGAGAGGAGGCUCUGCUUACUCUUUGCAAAUGGCUAUAGCGGAAGAUAGGAUAAGCGAACUCCCAACAGAGAUAAUUCUCAUGAUUCUCUCAAUGCUAACGAUCAGAGAAGCUGCUAGGACCUCGGUCCUCUCUCGCAGGUGGAGGUCUUCUUGGACGUCCAUUCCAGCGCUAAACUUCGUACCAGAUACAGCAUACUCAUACUCAUGCCACUGGGCCAAUAUAGUCGAUUCAGUCCUCUCUCGCCAUCGCGGACCCAUUUCAGCGUUUAGGCUGGAUAGAAUAAUUUGGUGCAGCUGCGAAGAUAUCGAUCGGUGGCUCUCCAUCGUAUCCAGUCGAGGGAUCGAAGAUUUGGCCAUCGACUUUUAUGACCAAUAUUUGCCCUACAAAGUUCACCCUAGCUUCUUUUCUUGCUCAUCUUUGGUAUCUAUAGACUUAACUUCAUGCAAGCUCGAGAUGCCCACAGAUUUCGAAGGAUUUAAGUUUCUCAAAUUUCUCUCUCUGAAAACUGUGGCUCUUACUGAUACUAUACUUCAGACCAUAGUUUCCAUGAGUGAGAACUUGGAAGAUCUGACCCUUAUUGAUUGCGAGGGACUGCGUAAUAUCAAAAUCAUCAGCACGAGCCUCCUUAAUUUCCAUCUGUUUGGUGUUUUUUCUGAACUUGAUUUAAGUGGGAGUUUGAACAUCAAGGAUCUUUUCAUUAAUUGGGAUGAUGAUGGAAAUGGGGUUUGGCCACUGAGGCAGAUUAUCAAUGGUCUCACCAAAUUAGAGUCUCUGAGCGUCACUGGUUUUCGUCUAUAUAGCUUUUAUGAGAGGUCAGCUGAUGGAGGAAAUGGUGGGCUACCUACAAUUUAUAAUUUUCUGCAGGAAUUCGAGAUACAUCUAAAUUGUAUGGAAGUAUCAGAGAUCAUGGGUCUGGUUUGUCUGUUGAAGAAGUUCCCAAAUCUAAAUGCUCUUUGCCUUAAGGAUUAUGAGGAGGAGCUACAACCUGAGGGCAAAUUGACUAAGACUAACUUGGAGACGUUGAAUUCUGAUGCUAUGUCUUGCUUGGCUCAACUCAAAAAAUUAAAGCUGGUACUGGCUACUCACUGUGAUGAAACUCUUGACAUAAUUGAGUUUUUUCUGUUGAAUGCGGGUGUAUUGGAUGAGUUUUUUAUCAAAAUUGGGAGUCUUCAGAAUCAAGAGGAGAAAUCAAAGGUUGCGGAGCGGUUGGAUUCCUUUCCUAAAGCUUCUCCUGAGGCUAAGAUCAUAUUUAGCUAGACUUGUUAGCAUAUCACAAACUUGCAUUACUGGAUAUUCCUUCCAUUACUAUGUUGUUUA
This is a messenger RNA of Amborella trichopoda, 1569 nucleotides long. Its product is annotated as F-box/FBD/LRR-repeat protein At1g13570. Gene Ontology annotation, molecular function: protein binding. The record is from RefSeq and is a predicted model, not a curated record. NCBI's taxonomy places the organism in Eukaryota, Viridiplantae, Streptophyta, Magnoliopsida, Amborellales, Amborellaceae.